Molecule: messenger RNA, 3593 nt
Organism: Cebus imitator (Panamanian white-faced capuchin)
Lineage: Eukaryota; Metazoa; Chordata; Mammalia; Primates; Cebidae
Gene: SPART
Product: spartin
Exons: 9
Coding region: 242-2224 (660 amino acids)
Biological process (GO): cell division; negative regulation of BMP signaling pathway
Cellular component (GO): plasma membrane
Source: RefSeq, a predicted model, not a curated record
GUUUACUUUGGGUUCGCAGAUCUUCCAGGUCUUUCGCCCUCCCGCAGCGCCCACUGCAGUGUCCAGGUUCGGUGGCCUUUCUCUGCAAGGAGACCCACGAACAACUGCAGUUAUAUUGGGAUGGGUUGCGCAUGAUUUGACUCUUUACAGAACAUCCUUUCAUGCUUCCUAGAGAUUGAGCUGCGCGGAGGAUCCCUCCGACUUGAUUGUGGGCCUGAGAAAAGUUUCGGAACGCGCAGAAAUGGAGCAAGAGCCACAAAAUGGAGAACCUGCUGAAAUUAAGAUCAUCCGAGAAGCAUAUAAGAAGGCCUUUUUAUUUGUUAACAAAGGUCUGAAUACAGAUGAAUUAGGUCAGAAGGAAGAAGCAAAGAACUACUAUAAGCAAGGAAUAGGACACCUGCUCAGAGGGAUCAGCAUUUCAUCAACAGAGCCCGAGCAUACAGGCCCUGGGUGGGAAUCUGCUAGACAGAUGCAGCAGAAAAUGAAAGAAACACUACAGAAUGUACGCACCAGACUGGAAAUUCUAGAGAAGGGUCUUGCCACUUCUCUACAGAAUGAUCUUCAGGAGGUGCCCAAGCUAUAUCCAGAAUUUCCACCUAAAGACAUGGGUGAAAAAUUACCAGAACCUCAGUCUUUUAGUUCAGCUCCCCAGCAUGCUGAAGUAAAUGGGAGCACUUCAAGUGCAGGGGCAGUUGCAUCUCUCUCUUUACCAUCGCAAAGUUGUCCAGCAGAAGCUCCUCCUGCUUAUACUCCUCAGGCUGCUGAAGGUCACUACACUGUAUCCUAUGGAACAGAUUCCGGGGAGUUUUCAUCAGUCGGAGAAGAGUUUUAUAGGAAUCAUUCUCAGCCGCCGCCUCUUGAGACCUUAGGGUUAGAUGCAGAUGAAUUGAUUUUGAUACCAAAUGGAGUGCAGAUUUUUUUUGUAAAUCCUGCAGGGGAGGUUAGUGCACCUUCGUAUCCUGGGUACCUUCGAAUUGUGAGGUUUUUAGAUAAUUCUCUUGAUACAGUUCUAAACCGUCCUCCCGGAUUUCUUCAGGUUUGUGACUGGUUAUACCCUCUAGUUCCUGAUAGAUCUCCAGUUCUGAAAUGUACCGCUGGAGCCUACAUGUUUCCUGAUACAAUGCUACAAGCAGCAGGAUGCUUUGUGGGGGUCGUCCUGUCCUCUGAGUUACCAGAAGAUGAUAGAGAGCUCUUUGAGGAUCUGUUAAGGCAAAUGUCUGACCUUCGGCUCCAGGCCAACUGGAACAGGGCAGAAGAAGAAAAUGAAUUCCAAAUCCCUGGAAGAAGUAGACCCUCCUCUGACCAACUGAAAGAAGCCUCUGGCACUGAUGUGAAACGGUUGGACCAGGGCAAUAAGGAUGUACGUCAUAAAGGAAAACGUAGCAAAAAGGCUAAAGAUACUUCAAGUGAAGAAGUUAAUCUGAGUCACAUUGUACCAUGUGAGCCAGUUGCAGAAGAAAAACCAAAAGAAUUACCUGAAUGGAGUGAGAAAGUUGCUCACAACAUUUUGUCAGGUGCUUCCUGGGUGAGUUGGGGUUUAGUCAAAGGUGCUGAGUUUACUGGCAAAGCAAUCCAGAAAGGUGCUUCUAAACUCCGAGAACGGAUUCAACCAGAAGAAAAACCUGUGGAAGUUAGUCCAGCUGUCACCAAGGGACUUUAUAUAGCAAAGCAAGCUACAGGAGGAGCAGCAAAAGUCAGUCAGUUCCUGGUAGAUGGAGUUUGCACUGUAGCAAAUUGCGUUGGAAAAGAACUAGCUCCACAUGUCAAGAAGCAUGGAAGCAAACUUGUUCCAGAAUCUCUUAAAAAAGACAAAGAUGGGAAAUCUCCUCUGGAUGGUGCUAUGGUUGUAGCAGCAAGUAGUGUUCAAGGAUUUUCAACUGUCUGGCAAGGAUUGGAAUGUGCAGCUAAAUGCAUUGUUAACAAUGUUUCAGCAGAAACUGUACAAACUGUCAGAUACAAAUAUGGCUAUAAUGCCGGAGAAGCUACCCACAAUGCAGUGGAUUCUGCUGUCAAUGUUGGUGUGACUGCCUACAAUAUUAACAACAUUGGUAUCAAAGCAAUGGUGAAGAAAACUGCAACACAAACAGGACACACUCUCCUUGAGGACUAUCAGAUAGUGGAUCAUUCUCAGAGGGAAAAUCAAGAAGGAGCAGCAAAUGUCAGUGUGAGAGGAGAGAAGGAUGAGCAGACGAAGGAAGUAAAGGAGACGAAGAAAGAUAAAUGAUGGAGCACUGGGGAUCACCUAUACCAAAGCCUUAUGAAAUGGAUGAAAUUUUGUUAAAUAGACAAAUGUGGAAUUCCUCACAGAUUAACCAGUAUUUUUUAAAUGUAUUCAUUCCUACAAAUUACCUUUCAUAAACUUUAUGGCAUGUCUUCUAUUUAAAAGGAAAAGAAUAAGUAUUCUUGCAUCUAAUCUUAGAAAUAUGAAGUUAUAUUCUCAAGUUUAUUUUUUUCCAAAUGUAGCUGAAAUAUUUUUGCAGGUAAAAUAAAGCUAAUAAUAUGUGUGCUAUUUAUACCUUAUUAAACCUAAUGUUGAGCUAUUUUUAUAUCUGCUAUCUUUCAGAAAGCGAAAUUAGUAAACUAUAGAUUUGCUUAAAACUGGCAUUUAGUAACCUUAAUUCUUUUUAUAGAAGGAAUGACUUAAAGUAUCGUCUCCUCUUUUUGCACUAAUUGUGGAUUUUUUUAGAUGCUUCUCAAAAUUUUCAGUGCAUAAGCUAAACAAAAACUAAUCCUAAACUAAGAAUUCUCAAAAAGACUUGUUCAAAACAGGGAAAAGACUCAUGAAAAGUAAAAUGGACUACAUUUGUAACUUACCUGUUUGUUAGGAAAUGGUCUUUUUUAUUUAAAAUGAAUACAAAUAGAUUAUUAAGUCUUUUGUAUUGAGACUGGUAUUAUUCUCUUAUGAGCCUAGGAAGUUUGGGAGCAUUGUUGCAUUGUAUUAAAAUUCAACAUGAUUAUUAAAAGCCUAAUUGGAUAAAAAAGUACUUUAUGAAAUUAUUUUACCAUAUCUGCUUCUGUUUUUCCAAAAGGUUAAAACUUGUAAAAAAAAAAAUAAUAAUAAUAAUAUAUAUAUAUAAACAUAAUUGAGUUUACUAAUGGUAAAUAUUUUUAUUCUGGGAUUCUGUCACUGGAAUUUAUAUUAAAAGACAAGUUUCUGAAAAGGAAAGGUUCUAUUCAUAAUCAAGGUAAAGAAUAUGAAAACCUUAGGCGUAAUCCAUGGUGGAUAGGCAUUAUGGUUUCCACUUUGGCAGAAGGCAGACUAUUCACAGACCUGUUUACUUACAUAGGCCAACAAACUGUGUAAGUAAAUACCUAAUGGAAUUUUAUUUUUGUUUAUUGAAUUUAAGAGAUACUAGUUUUCAUAGCUGUAGUCCAUUCUAAUAAUUUCAUCUUCUAGUGGCUACUUAAUUAGACUUUAUUUGAAGCUGUCUGAAGGAUGUACUUUGUGAAUAAAAAACUCUGAAUUGCCUGACCUCAUUAUCACAUGGGCUUAUAUUUCGGGAACACAUAGAACUGAUGGAGGCUUUUUCUAAGGCCAAGGAAAAUGUACUAGUUGUUAAAAUGGAAAUAAAAGUGAAUUGGUAAAUAGCUUA